Molecule: messenger RNA, 1924 nt
Organism: Sorex fumeus (smoky shrew)
Lineage: Eukaryota; Metazoa; Chordata; Mammalia; Eulipotyphla; Soricidae
Gene: IFI44
Product: interferon induced protein 44
Exons: 9
Coding region: 88-1371 (427 amino acids)
Source: RefSeq, a predicted model, not a curated record
CUUGAAGAGAGCUGCCUAACAGUACAUACAGAGCAAUUAGUUCAGCUUCAGCCCUUGUAAAGAUUCUACACAUAGACUAAAAAGACUAUGUCAGUGACAACUCGUUUGACAUGGAUUCAAAAGAAAACUCUGCAAAAUCAUUUUGGAGGAAAGCACUUAAGCCUUAUGUUUAAGGCUAGUGUCCAAGGAUUCCGUUUUUCUGUAUUGCAUGAUAUAUGCUCUUGUCAAGGACCUAUAAUAGUAGUGAUGUAUAGUGGAGACCUUAUUAUCGGCACAUAUAUGCAAGCUAUUUCCGAAAGAGCUUCGCCUACUCUCACUUUUCUUUUUGCCUUCCAUGCAUCUGGGAUUUCAGAAUUCAGAAUAGGUCUAUAUGACACUUUUAGAAUAUUUUAUAAAAGAUUUAAUGAGCAAUGUGAAUUUGAUAUAAAUCUGGAAAAUCAAGAGACAACUUUGACAUCAAGAAUCAUUGAGAGUCUUGGACUACCUAAAUCUUCCUUCCCAGGAGGCAAAAUUUCCUUUCAAGAAUGUGAAGCUUUUCGACCUGAAGAUGUAUUGAACAAAAGGAAUAUGAUCGGGAUCAGUGAGCUCAGCAACAGCUUAUGGAAUGUAGUAAGAACUUACAAACCAUACAGAGAUCUGGUCCACCAAGUACGAAUUCUACUGCUUGGUCCUGUGGGAGCUGGGAAAUCUAGCUUUGUCAACUCAGUAAAGUCUGUGUUCCAAGGUCAUGUGAUGCACCAAGUUUUGGUAGGCGUUGACAAAACCGGGAUGUCUGAGACAUUCAGAACAUAUACCAUAAGGGAUGGAAAAGAUGGCAAACCCCUUCCAUUUAUUCUGUGUGACUCAAUGGGGCUGGAUGAGGAGAAAGGUAUAUGCAUGGAUGACAUCGCAUAUAUCUUAAAGGGCCAUGUUUCUGACAGAUAUAAGUUUAAUCCCACAAAACCAAUUACUCCAGGUCAUUCUAAUUAUAUUAGUGAACCAUCUCUGAAGGACAGAAUCCAUUGUGUGGCAUUUGUGCUCAAUGCAAAUUCUGUUGACUGCUUAUCUCAUGAAAUGAUAGACAAGAUAAAAAGAAUUCGAAGGGAACUGAUAAAGCUUGGUGUGGUACACGUGGUUUUACUCACUAAUGUGGAUAGCUUGGAUCUGAUUACAAAAAGUGACUUUUUAGACAUAUACAGUUGUAUGCCUGUGAAAUCCAAGAUAGAGGCAGUCCAUAAGAAACUUGGAAUUGUGCUUUCUGACAUCUUGGUGGUCAGUAAUUAUACUUCAGAAUGGGAGUUGGAUACCCUAAAGGACUUUCUGAUACUCUCUGCACUGAGACAACUGCUCUGGGCUACAGAUGACUUCUUAGAAGAUUUGCCUCAUUGUUAAACAAGGAGAGGAAACAGAGAAUGGAGGAAUUAUCAAGAAUUUUAGAGAAGAUAAAUAUGCAAACCAUUGAUAUAUUAAUACUUAUUAUCUCAUCAAGCGAUAGACAGCGGGUAGGGCAUUUGCCUUGCACGCGGCCACUUGGUCAACCAGAGUUCGAUUCCUCCGCCCCUCUCAGAGAGCCCGGCAAUGUACAGAGAGUAUCUCCCCUGCACGGCAAAGCCUGGCAAGCUACCCAUGAUGUAUUUGAUAUGCCAAACACAGUAACAAGUCUCACAGUGUUACUGGGCCCGCUCAAGCAAAUCAGUGAACAAUGGGAGGACAGUGAUAGUGACUGAUCUCAUCAAGAAAGAGAAAAAUUGAGAAGUAAGACAAUACAGAAAAAAAGUCUCUGAAACCAAAGAAGAUUGUAUUUUAUUCAUUUGGGAUGAAGAUGCACAUACAAAAUUAAAGAACCUGUAAACUGUUAGACUUAAACUGAUUAGUUACAAAAAUAACCAUAAUUUUUUUAGUUUAUCUUAUGUGUUAUGUAAAAUUAAACAUUCUUUUUAUAAAA